ACUGACUGCGAUAUAGUGCGAAGAAAACCGCAGGCAUCAUAAUGUGGAAGCCAUUGCAACUCAUCUAGCUAGCUGAUCCUUCCAUGGCUUUCCACCUUCCAUAUGAGCAAAGGGGCUCGAAAGCGGAGUCUGGCACUGGGAGAUUCGCGAAUCCGUGCGCCUCCGCCACGCCACGCAUGCGCCACACAUAUCUCCCUGGCUUUCCCAUCUUUCCCGUCUCAACAAAGAGGCCCGGCAAAAUAGCGAUUCACAACGACAAUCUGCUCUGGAUAGAACACCGCAAACGCUACUCUCUCAUAUCACAACACACACCAAACGGCAAUGAGCGCACCAGUCUUCGGCAACUCAGCCGCCCCGGUCACGUCACUUAGCGAUAUACGAACUUUUUCGCGCGGAGGGACCCGGUCACAGCCGGGACAGUGCCAGAAGUGUCUUGGCACAGGACACUGGACGUACGAGUGCACCAACGCCAGACCCUACGUGCACCGCCCCUCGCGCACAAAACAGCUCGGCAAAGGCAAAGACGGCAAACUCGCCAGCGAGCAAGUCCGCGGUUCCUCCUCCGCAUCCUCCUUGGGGCUACGAAAAUCUGGCUCAACGAAAGGACUGGCGGAUCAGAUAUUGAAGGAGAAGAAACUGGCACGGAAACGCGCGCGGAAGGGGAGUGAUUCGGAUUCGGACUCGGAUUCUAGUUCGGAUUCGGAUUCGUCGAGUGAUAGCAGCAGCUCAGAUUCGGAUUCGGACUCGGAUUCGGAUAGUGGGAAUGGGAGUAGUAGUGAUACUAGUUCGAGCAACACUUCUUCGUCGGAUUCAGAUUCGGACUCGGAUUCAGGUUCGGGUUCCGGCAGUGACUCGUCGCGGUCGUCGAGGGGAAAGUCGAAACGGAACAGUCGGAAAGAGAGUGGCGGACGUAAAGCUGAUGAUGGACGGAAGGGUGAUGACAGGAAACGUAGGAGGCUCUCGUGAUUGCCUACAUUAGCAAAUAUCGAGUGCUGGAAAGUUUGCGAGGGCUCCCAAUGUAGUGCACCAAUACCCAUAUUCUCUUGUGUCGUUCGGCGUCUCGGGUAGUCGGGAAAUCCAUAGCACUAUCCAAGCUUUCCGUUUUGUAAAUAAUUGCCAUAGUAUGCGCCGCUCAUAA
Molecule: messenger RNA, 1138 nt
Organism: Fimicolochytrium jonesii
Lineage: Eukaryota; Fungi; Chytridiomycota; Chytridiomycetes; Spizellomycetales; Powellomycetaceae
Product: zinc knuckle-domain-containing protein
Exons: 2
Coding region: 322-966 (214 amino acids)
Molecular function (GO): nucleic acid binding; zinc ion binding
Source: RefSeq, a predicted model, not a curated record